UUCAGGUAGUGGAACCAAUCCUUGGCCCGAUGAAAAUGCCCUUCGUCACUACGCUGGUCAAUGGCUUCAAACUGGUCAUCCAGCUCUCUGGUUAGGACAAGCACCAUUUGGAUUCCCUCAGAGUCUACCGACUUCAGUGGCACUGGAUCCAAACAAUUUACCGCUGUCACCACCUGCUGGUUUCAAGUUGGCACAUGAUUCUUUGAGUGGGCACUUUUUCCUGCUACCAAACAUGGUUGAUCCGAACCGUAUGUGGCUAGCUGGAGCACCACAGCACGGACAUGCCGCAGCAGCAGCUGCUGCAGCUGCAGCCUACCAGCACCUGAUGGCAGCACCAGGCCAAUCACCACAACAGGCAGCAGCAGCAGCGGCAGCAGCCCUUCAACAGCAGCAGCAACAACAAGUCACAGCUCAAGGCCCUGACGGUCACGCCCCACAGGGAUUAGAUUUCUCACUUGCGUUACAGCAAUAUCAACAAUUUGAAGAGCAACAGAAUGCAGCACUGCAACAACAACAACAAUCAGUGUUGCAACAACAACAGCAACACCAACAACAGCAGCAACAACAGCAGCAGGAUGUUUCUGGUGGUGAUGAACGUGAAGUAUCAUGUUAUGCAGAGAAUGUACAAGAGAUCCUGUCAGGAGAGCAGAAAACACCGUCUCCAACUGCGUCUCCUACAUUAGCAGUGAACCAGAAUGCAACAACCCUUGGUAAAGACAAGGGUUCCAUUCUUGUCUCACCUCAUCACCCUUACAUUCCAGAUUUGGCAGUUGCUGCUGGCCAACCCUACGCCUUUUCCUACUCCACUGCUCAUUUGCCGUUUAUUUACAACCCUGCUCUUCUGCCAGGGUCCCUGGCUCCGAUGGCUCUUUCUGAAGCACAGCCGCUACCCCAAAAGCCGGAAGGUACCAUGCAGUCUCGUGGUACUUCCCCGAUGACUGUCGUUGCUUCAACUCCUUCCCCAGUGCCAGAAGAUUCCACAGCGAGCCCACUGGACGGCCAGAACAAUGAAGAGGAAGACGAGAGCACAUGCGGUGCUAGUGCUGAUGGCCACAAAGUGUUGGUCAGUGCUGAAGUUUCUGUACAGACCGGUGAAAGUGAAGAGGAGAGCGUACCAAGUGAAGACAGCUUGAUACAUGAACCACAACAACAGCAACAACAGACAACAAAGACUGAAGAGAUAGAAGAUGAAAGACAUGAAGUAGUAGAAGAGGAAGAAGAUGAAGAGGAGGAGGUGGAGGAAGAAGAAGAUGAGGAAGGUGAAGAGGAUGAUGAUGAGGAGGAGGAGGUUGAAAGCAUCGUGAUACGAGAAGGUUCGACUCAGCUGGAAAACAACUCUGGGAACCAGAACCAGCAGAGUGGGACCAGCAGCACCACGAAAGAAGAAAUAAUUGACGGAGAAGAGGAAAUUGAAGAAGAAGAAGAAGAAGUAGUAGAUGAUGAGGAGGAAGAGGAAGAUGAGGACGAUGAUGAUGAGGAAGAUGAGGUGGAAGAGGAAGCGGAAGAGGGUGAAGAAGAGGAAAUCGGAGAAGGCAAAGCUGAAGAAUUGCAACAAGAAGAGAGGAGAGACGAGAGACAGAAGAAGAUAGUUUUGUCCGAUUACCAGAAGCAGCACCAUCAUCAUCACCAUCAUCGUCAUCGUCAUCAUCAUCAUCGUCAUCGUCAUAAUCAAAGCAGCAAACAUUCAGAGCAGACUGGUCUCAGUAGUAAUAGUAGUAGUAGUAGUAGUGGUAGUAACAUGUGUAGUAGUAUUUCUCAUUGCAACAGAAACAACAACAGUUGCAUGGUUGAAGAACAAAGAGUUAAAGAGACCUUACAAGUGGAAGAUGAAGAAGUUGGCGAAGAAGAGGAAGAGGAGGAAGAAGAAGAAGAAAUUGAAGAUGAAGAUGGUAUUGAAGAGGGUGAGGAAGAAGAGGAUGGUGAAGAAGACGACGAUGAAGAGGAAUUAGAAGAUGAAGAAGAUGGUGAAUACAGUUUAGGUGAUGAGGUAUUGGUGAAGAAUUUGCGGAAAGAUAGCAGUAAAAGACAACUUCAAGAAAGACAACAACUACAACACCAACAUCAUCACCAUCAUCAACUACAACAACAACAACAACAACAACAGCAACAGUUACUUCAACAACAACAGCAACGACAGUGCUUGAUUGAAGAUGACGAUGAAGAAGAUGAAGAAGAGAAUGAGGUUGAUGAUGAAGAUGAUGACGACAACGAUGAUGACGAUGAUGAUGAUGAAGACGAAUACGAUGAGGAAGAACUCUUAGACAAAGACAACCAAUCUUUGGAAGAUUCUUGCCAUGUUGCCACCUCCAUGUUACAUUUAGCUGAUGAAACCGAUUCUACUUCUGAUGAGAAAGUAGCAGACAUAGAGAACGAUAUAGAUAUCAAAGAACUUGCUAUGGCUGUGAUGAGUAUGAAGAGCGAAACGGUGAAGAGUGAAAAACUUCUCUGUGACACUCCCAUGUCUUUGAGUAACAUGACAUGUCCAAGUUUUAGCAGCCUUGCCCACAGUAACCAGACGAUGAGCCAUCAAUAUGGCUCUCAUACUCUGAAUAGUCAUACAAUAAACCAUCCAUAUGGUAGUUCUCAUUCAAAGAAUAACAGCAAUAAUUAUAAUGGUCUUGGUGCCAAUAAUGGCAACCUUGGUUCCAAUUCAGAAAAUGUUUUCAGCAGAACAUAUCCAGAUCCUAGAAACGGCUUGGAAUUGCUUAGCACAGUGGCUGAACAGCUUGGUGAUGUUCAUCCACCUACGACAACUUCAGCUAAUGCAGCCACCAGCUUAAAGACAGUAUCGAGUCCUGGAAGUGCUGAAAGUGCAAGCUGUACCAACAACAACAACAGCUCUAGUAACACAGCUAGCAGCAGUAACAGUAGUAGUAGUGGUGGUGGUAAUAGCAAUGGUAGUAGUAGCAGCAGUAGUAGUAUGAUAAAUAGCACUUGUAACAGUAACAACAGCGUUGGCCAUAACAACUACAGUCAUACUUAUUGUCAUAGUAACCAUAGCAACCAUAAUGUCAAUGUUAGUCAAGGUGAUUGCUCCAUCUUGGGCAAAGCAAACGAAUCGGCAGCGAGCAAGGCGUACAACGCCCUUGCCAAGACAUUCGAUGCUUCGGCCCUGUUGAAGAGCAGCGAAAUGACCACUCGGAGCGGUUGUGACAUUACCAACAGAGGUAACGACACAAUACCAAAGAUUGUACGCAGCAAGGACUUCAACUCCAGGCACAAGUACUUCAGCAAAGAAUUGGUCAACCCACAUAUGAACAUUGGUGGAUUAAAUAUACCUCAAGGUCUUGAAAGCAUGGAUGCCAUAGAGCUUGAGAUGAGGAUGCGACUUGCCGAACUACAGCGACGUUACAAGGAGAAGCAAAAGGAAUUGAACCGGUUACAGUUGAAGAAAGAUCGAGAAGAGGAUGUUCAAAGCAAAAGAGGUCCUGGAAGACCAAGGAAACGCAAGUUACCUCGUGAAGGACCGUCUUUGAGUAUCAAGCAUGGUGGUGGGACAUCACCGAAACCUGCAGGUAAAGAUUCCUCUUCGAAGCGAAAGAAACUUGCAGAAAAACUUGUUGAUAAAGUUUUCAGACAAUCUUCACAAAUGCCAUCAUCCAAGAGGAAUCGUAACAAUAAAGCUUUGAUUGCUCCUGGAAAAAUGUCUACGGUUCUUGUGAAGAAAAACAUGGCACCAUCUACCACUAGGUCAGGUGCAGAUAUAAUUCAACCAGCAACUGGAAACAUUGGUGGUCGUGGUAUACAGCCUUUAAAACCAGCUCGGAAACUGGGACAGAUGCCUUCAACAGAAUCUCCAAUUUCUAGAGUGGAUGCUUGGUCUUUCAACGAUGACUCACAAAGUCUUACAUCCCUCAGGAAAAAAGCCCCUAAAUUGCCAGCUAAAAACCAGAAAGGAUUCAUUUGUGCAGACAAAGUUCGACCGAUGGGUACUGGUCUUAUGGCUGCUUACUCCUCUUUAACCACUGAAGAUAAUAAUAAUAAUAAUAAUAAUAACUCAGACUUGAAUCGAGCCAAAAAGAAGAAACGUAAAUCUGAAGAAGGAAUUUCAAUUAAGACAUCGCCAAAUUCUGUUUUAGGCAGCUACGAUACAAAGGACUCUGAUGGUGAAAGCUGUGAUACUUCUGGACAAGGAAAUAAGAAACGAAAGCCUGGAAGACCAAAACGAUGCCAUCAAAAUAAAACAUUUGGAGUCACGGAAACCAUUGUAGCACGAAAGACUAAACAUUUGAGUUUUGCACAGUUAAAGGAGGCUGACCAACAGCAACAGAAACAAAAGAAUGCCCUGAACUCGUCUCUUCACAAGACAAACACAACACCGAACGAAGACAAAUUCAAAUUUAAAAACGAUGUGCGUUUAAAGCCAUUUUACAUAGAAGAAGACUGGUGCAGUCGCCGUCGCAGUGAGCGCAUCUUUUUGAAUGACUCCAGCCCACAGCCGUCGCCCAAUAACAUCCGGGGUUCUGCACAGAACUGUACUUCCAUGCAAAAUUCCUUGUCCACCAGCAGCAGCAGCUCAAGUGCAAAUAAUGUCAAUUUGGGCAAGUCGAGCACUCGGAACAAUCGAUCGAGUGGUGCUGCUGGUAAGAAUAAUGCCAGCACACCUGGUACCUCUGUUACUGUUGCUGCUAGCAUUGGCACCGGCACCAGUAGAACAGCUAGCAAUGCUGGCAGUUUGAGUUCAGUCCCUAAUGUCACCAGUGCACAGGGCUCAGGCCAACCAAAGGUGAAGAGCGUGCGUAAACUUUCGGAAAAAGUGAAAGAGAAAUACAACAAAGCUGCUCGUAAAAACGUACCAGCUGCAAUGGAGUGCAACGUGACAACAGCUGGUGCCAACAGCAUGUCUGUCAACAGCAGCACUAUCACCACUAUGAGUGUUACCACCUCUAACACCAAGAACAACAGCAGCAACAACAACAACCACAGCAGCUCAACUGCAACAUCGUCUUCUUCAAGUUCUACCAAAACGGUAGCUAUUUCUUCGUCAGCUUCCAAUUCUACAGCAACAUCCAUUUCGUACCACACUUGUCGUUCAGCCUCGGCAUUCUCAGCUUUUGAAAACUCUAAACUACGUUUGCCAUCUUUCCGACAAGAGUCGAGUGAAAAUGAAGGAGAGGCUAGCGAUUUCAGUAGUAGUGAUGGAGACAACAUACCUCUUAGUGCUCUCAGAGAAAGAACAGCGACCCCUGAACCACGAUGCUGUACUAUCGAGAAAGAAGACUUGAAGGAUGGCUUACGUGUCCUCUUGUUCAGAGAUGGACUGUUUUAUGAAGGAGAAGUAAAAGCUAUCAGACCUCCUGAUGUAUAUGGUGUGGUGAUUGACAACGAACGAGGAAACAGGCCACAUAUCUAUUCUCAGGAAGAAAUACUUAAAGAUGCUGUCCUGGAUGUUACACCAGGCUCACCCAAAUAUUUACCCGAAGGUACCCGAAUGUGUGCCUACUGGAGUCAACAAUAUAGUUGUUUGUACCCAGGCACUAUAUCUAAAUCAAGUCCAAACCCUCAUGCAGAUAAGUCAUCUGUGAGUGUUGAAUUCGAUGAUGGGGAUACUGGCCGCAUACCAAUUGACCAUAUAAGGAUGUUACCCCAAGACUUCCCCAUUGCAUCUUAUGACCAAAACCCCAUUUUGCUGAUGGGUAAACGACGGCGGAAGACCAUAACUGAAGAUGUGGACAGUAGGAAGUCAUCAGCUUCUGACACAAUCACAGGUGGUAGUUCUUCAGACAGUAAACGUGCAUCAAAGUCGAAAUCUUCAUCGUCCAAUGCGAAAUCCACAUCGUCCUCUUCGAAAUCGCAGAUCAGGAAACAGCAAAAGCAACAGAAAAAACAGCAACACAAACAACAAAAGCAACAAUCUCAGCUUCAUUCCCCUCCUCCCCCGACUUCUACCACCCCUACAUCAACUGCUUCUGGUUCUACGGCUCCAACGCCGCCAGCACCGACGCCACCUGCUGCAGUCCCUCAGGUGUUCAAAUUUGAUUCCCUUGUGAAAACCCAGCACAAAUCCAAUGCGGAUGUGAAGGCUAGAGGUUUCAAAGUACUGUCAACGGCAACAUCUUCAUCGUCUUCCUCUUCAUCCUCAUUGUCAUCGUCAUCAGCAUCAUCAUCAUCAUCGUCAUCUUCAUUAUCAUUGAUGCCCUCAACAUCGAUGGGGUCGUCCAGUUCAUCUGGGUUAGCUACUCAGGCUGUCGUUUCAAAUAACACUACCACGUGCCACAAAUCAGCUGCUGCCACCGCCACCAGCAGCGGUGCGGGCAAUUCUUCCACGUCCACAUCUGCUGCUGCUGCUUCUACAGCAACAACUUUAUUCAAGGAUGCACUUCAUUCGAAAUACGCCACCAAUGCCAAUUCUACAGAGGUUGCACUCCAACGAAAACACAAAGGUCGUAAGGAACUGAUGCCAGCACACUCUGUUCACCAUCGUUUGCACUCACACAAGAGCUCACAGCAGAAGGACAAAAUGAAAAAAGAAAAAAAAUCCACGGCGUCAGUGUCGAAAGCAAAUCGUUCUGGGCGUGAUAUGUCUUUGUCUUCAAACUGUGGUGAGAGCUUCUUAUUCAAUCAUAAAUGCGAAAAAAAAACGGUUUUGCCAAAUUCUUCUAAAAUAGUACCGAAAACUCCUAAUUCUUCAUUUUCAAUUAUCCGAGCCGCUUCAUUUGAUUACAAAACUAAUGAGAGUGCCAAGUCUCUCAGUCAUUCGCCUCCCGUUCCUUCUUCACUUUCCAAUGCUGCAACUAAUUCUUCAAAGUCUCCAUCUUCUUUGAGUUCUCCAUCUUCUUCCUCUUCCCCUACCGCCACCCCAACUUCUACUGCCACUUUGUCUACUGCUACUUCUAAUACAAUUACCUCUUCUUCUUCUUCCUCGUCAUCCUCUACCCCCACUCCCACACCUCCUCCUUCAUUUUCUUCUUCUUUUCCUGCAAGUUCUUUAACAUCUUCAAAUUCCACUUGCGCCAAUACUCCUUCCGUUUCGGCCAGUGAUCGUAGCAUGGCCAGCAACGACAGUCCGUUCUGUCCCUCAUUGCAACCAGAUCUUAGUAGGCAUCCUUCAUCGAGCGACACUGACAGGUUUUGCUCUGUGCUAAAGCGAAAAGUUACUGAGAAAAAUCUUGCAAAGGUUCAAAAGCCAGUUUCAAAGAAUUUGAAACAUAACAGCAGCAAGAAGAAGGCAUCAGAAAGAACAAUGUCGUCAGAAAACAAAAGUAAAAUUGCAGGUACAUUUUUGAUUUAUCACUAAACCUCGCUAAACUGAGUGCAUCUCCAUGUAUGCAUAUGUGUGAGUGUGUGAAUUCAUAUACGUACCUUACACAAGCACAUCUGUACUAACACACAGGAAAACAUACAUACAUGCAUAAAUACAUAGAAACACACACAUGCAGAUAUACAUAUAUAAGCACAUCUAUGUUCACAUACACACAGAGCAAUGGCAAUACACAUACACAAUCAGACAGGAAUACAGACACACACACACAUGCUGAGGAGUUCGUACAUAUAUACAUAUAUAUAUUCAUGUGUGUGCAUGUAUGUAUGCAUCUAA
Molecule: messenger RNA, 7537 nt
Organism: Octopus bimaculoides (California two-spot octopus)
Lineage: Eukaryota; Metazoa; Mollusca; Cephalopoda; Octopoda; Octopodidae
Molecular function (GO): chromatin binding
Source: RefSeq, a predicted model, not a curated record